This is a messenger RNA of Pygocentrus nattereri (red-bellied piranha), 4934 nucleotides long. RefSeq names its product tricarboxylate transport protein B, mitochondrial. The transcript is spliced from 9 exons. Lineage: Eukaryota; Metazoa; Chordata; Actinopteri; Characiformes; Serrasalmidae. The record is from RefSeq and is a predicted model, not a curated record. Bases 157 to 1101 code for a protein of 314 amino acids. Gene Ontology annotation, biological process: mitochondrial citrate transmembrane transport.
ACUGAGAGGAGAGCGCUCCGAGAAGACCAGCGAGUCUCAGCGCUAAGCGCCGCGCUCUUUCCCAAACUGUUGCUCCGCGAAGCGACCACUUCGGAAAGCCUUCUGACACAGCUCCCACGGCAGAGCGGGCUUUUGUCUGUCAGUGUGGGACAGAAAAUGUCUGAGCGCGUCGCUCCCUUUCACAGAAACCGCUGCGUAGCUGCAGCAGCGCCCGCUGGAAAAGCCAGACUAACCCACCCUGGCAAGGCGAUUCUGGCAGGUGGAAUUGCAGGUGGCAUCGAAAUUUGCAUCACUUUCCCCACAGAGUAUGUGAAGACUCAACUUCAGCUGGAUGAAAAAGCCAACCCUCCACGCUACAGAGGCAUCGGGGACUGCGUUACACAGACGGUUCGAGGCCAUGGAGUAAAGGGCUUAUACAGAGGCCUCAGCUCACUACUGUAUGGAUCUAUACCCAAAUCAGCAGUCAGGUUUGGUGUGUUUGAGAUUUUGAGUAAUCAGAUGCGUGAUGAAGCUGGGCGGCUGGACAGCACACAUGGUUUAAUCUGUGGCCUGGGAGCCGGGGUCAUGGAGGCAGUGCUGGUUGUCUGUCCUAUGGAAACAAUCAAGGUUAAGUUCAUCCAUGACCAGACCUCAGCCAACCCCAAAUACCGGGGCUUCUUUCACGGAGUUCGAGAGAUUGUUAGAACUCAAGGGAUUAUGGGAACAUACCAGGGUCUCACAGCGACGGUGCUUAAGCAGGGCUCCAAUCAGGCCAUCCGAUUUUUUGUCAUGACUUCACUGAAGAACUGGUACAAAGGUGACGACCCUAACAGGCCUAUGAACCCUGUAGUGACGGGUGUGUUUGGUGCUGUAGCUGGUGCUGCUAGCGUGUUUGGAAACACGCCUCUAGAUGUGAUCAAGACCAGAAUGCAGGGUUUGGAGGCUCAUAAGUAUAAAAACACCUUAGACUGUGCUGUGCAGAUCAUGAAACAUGAGGGACCAACUGCGUUCUACAAGGGUACAAUUCCUCGGCUGGGCCGCGUAUGCUUGGACGUAGCCAUCGUUUUUAUCAUCUAUGAAGAGGUGGUGAAGGUUCUCAACAAAGUCUGGAAGACAGAGUGAGAGAACCGAAAGAGAAGAGAGAAGAUAUCCAGAGAGAGGAGAGAGAUUAAGGUGGAAAACCUGAGACGCGAUCACUGUGCCAAAAGGUGGAGUGUUUAUAGGUGUGCAACUCCUACUGUAGCUCCUCUCUCGAACUUUGCACACAAGUGUUUUUAACAGCGGUACAUCAAUAGCGUAGCAAUACUCAUUUACUCAGAUAAUGUUGUGGCAAUGUCUCUGUUUUAAAGGAAAACUCCAGCAUUGUUCAGCCUAAUCUCUAUCUGCUGUUUCAGUACUGUAUGCUAGAUUUCCAUGAACAGUCAUUUUGAAAGAGCAGCUCUGUCUGUGCUUAAAAAUGAAUAGAAAACUAUUGACUCACACUUACGAUACAAUCCAAUGGGCAGGAUGAAGCGACUGUUAGCGACUGUUGUAAUUGUGAGGAAAAGGAGCAGAACUCAAAUCCAAACUUUCAAAUACUGAAAAUUUCUCCGUAACGUUACACAUUCUCAUAUUGCAGAACAAAGGGAUGUCUGAACUCUAUAGUCCCCAGUACAGAGUGCUACUAUAGCACAGAGGAAGCUUUACAGAAGAGUCCAGCAAACAACAGCUCAGCUUUAUUUGAAUAUUUGUAUUAAAAUAAAACCUUUCAUUUAGUGAAUUAAUCACAUUUGGAAUCAGUUAAUUAACUCUGCAUUAAUUGCAUUGAAUUGAAAGGUGCAAGGCACGAUACGAUGUGACUAGUAACGUGAGUUCAGACCAAUAGCAUUUGUUUGUUUAAAGGAACCAGAUUGGGGAUAUUUGUGGCCUGGGUUUAAUGUUGUAAGAUGCUGAGUGGCACUAUCUCAGGUGGCCUGAGUAGUAGUCCUAUAUGUUUCUUUGUUUGUUUGUUGUUGUCAAAUGUCAAGUUUGACUGAAAUGCUCAACCCCAAUCAAAACAAACUUCUGAUAGAAGCUAAUGAAUAUUUAACUGCCCAUUAGCUUUAAUAAUUAUUAAUUAUUAAGUGUUUAAGUCUACAGAUUUCAUUUCUAAAUACCAAGCAGUGUGUCAGACAGCUCUGUGGUAAUUGACCGGGUGCUGCAGACACAGCAGAUAUUGGUUAGAUUGAAAACACUGGAGUAUUCCUUUGACUGUAAUGUGCCAACCUGCUGGGUAGUUCAGUAGUAGUUUCAUCACAGAGGACGAUUCAUUCCUAAUUAAAUUACCAUCCAUGCACAUCUCUCUCUCUCUAACACACUCACACACACACACACACCCCAAAUGCACAGAGGAAGGGGGGGUAAUGGCAAAGUAUGCUAAUGUAUUGUUUUUUUAAAUGUUUUAUUAUAAAAUAUGGGACCAGGAAUUUAGGAUUAAAAGUAGAGCGAUUUUAUUUUAACAGAGACUUUUAGCCUACAGAUCAUUACAUAAAAGAAGGGCGAGUUUAUUAUUAAUGAGCAUUAGACAGCAGAAGCAGUGGCACUUUUUAACAAAAUGUAUUAACUUCUGAGGCCUUUGCUAUUUUACAUUGAUAACAAUGUUGCUGUUUACCAGUAGUGGGAAUUUAGCUUUUUUAUCAUUUCUAAAUGCCACUACAUUCGCAUGAAUACAACUUGAGUUGCAUUUUUCAAACUAAAGUGAACUGCAACUCAUAGUAUUCACUGUGAAGGAAGAGUAACGUAUGCUUUAGUAUAUCAGCAUUUUUCCAUCACUGUGAUUUAUUUAAUUGUGGGUGUUUUACUUUUACAUUUGCAACCCAAAUGGUUGGUUUGGUUAAUACAUUUUUAAUAUAUUUUGUAUUUAUUUUUCACUUAUGUUGCACGUGUGCCUUUAACCAUACAUUCCACUUGAUUUUGAAUGAAUGAAUAGUUCUAACUUCUUUUAUGAGUCACCUCAGUCUGUUUUAUGUUGGUCUGAAUCCUGCUGUCUCUUUGUUAACUCUGCCUCUGUGCAAUAUUCUGCAAACUGUAGAUACUUAAGAAAAAAAACACCUUGGAGCUGAAUGUACAGAGAACGCUAGAGCUGUGUGUAUGUUUUAUUCCUGAGACAGAGAGCAGUGUUGAAUUUCCUUGUUGUUAAAUGUAAAUGUGAAAAGAUGAUAUUAGGUUUAUGAUGAAAAGUCAGGUCUUGUUGUUAUGUGACGCUGUGAUGUAACGUGAGGGUAUACACUCACCGGCCACUUUAUUAGGUUCAGUUGCCUAGGUGUGCCUAAUAAAAUGGCCGGUGCAUAUAUGUUUCUCACAUAACGCACAAGAAAACCAUUAAAGGCAACAGCUAGCUCAGAUGCUCAAAAGUACUGCAUUGUACAGACAAAAUUGAGGGCAAAUACACUGAAAAAAUUCUAGCCAUAAUCUGCCAGAUCUUCCUCAGUGGAAAUAUUUGUAAAACCCACUGAACUGUGACUGUUCCAGCUCGGCCUUCGGUUUCUGCCAUAAAUGUCAAAACCCGAUCAAGAAAUGAGAAAAAUAAAAUCCACUUUUAUGAUCACGCUAAUUUCAAUCUAGCCCCCUUGUGGGAUUUAUAAUAAUCCAUGUGCUUCUUUCUUUGGGUUCCUUCCUAGUCCGGCCCCCUUGUUUUCUGACUCCGCCCCUGAUUGUUCCCACCUGUUUUCCACCUGUGUCUGGUGAACCCUUGUUAGCCCUCUUGUAUUUAAGCCCUGUGUUUUCCUUUGUCUAGUGCUGGUCUUUGUUUGUUUGUUGGAUAUACUGUUUGAAGAGUUUUGUUUAUUUCUGGUCUGUUUGAAGUUCUGUGUUCAUUUUGUUGUGUCUGUCCCUCCUGAUCUCCGUAUUGGCCAUUGGAACCUGGAAGAAAUUCAAGGAAAAUGUACAUUACAUUACAAACUAUGGAACAGCAUUCAGUGUUGUAACAGAUGAGAAAUGCACUCUUGGCUUUGAGACACAGCUGUUGGUUUAUUAUACUACCACGUCCUAAUAAUGUGGGUAAUAAAGCUAAAAUGUAAGGCCUUCUGUCCGCCUUUUAAAGACCCAACCACUUGGAGACCUCACUUGGUUGUAUCUACCUAAACACCACAGAGAAAAAAAAAUGAUUGGGUGUUUAUUAUGAAAGAAUACAUUUAUUAAUUAAUGAGUAUGUUAAUUAUCUUCAAUUGGCCUUGCUUUAUUCAAUUUGUGACUACAUGAUGCUUGCUAACUUAUUAGUAAUAUUUAUUAUUAAACAUUUAAUCAGGAAAUAGCAAAUGAAGUUGCAGAAAAUGCAGUGAUAUUUUUAUGGGCAUCGCUUUGAUCACAAACACAUUUUUGUGGUUCAGAUAAUUAAUUAUUGGACCUGGCGCUCUGAUCCCUGGUCACAUUGAGCACGACUCAUCAUAUAAUUUCAUUUGAGCAUGAAAAUUAAUGUUUCCCUGUGAUUUUUCCCUCAAAAUCGAGUGCCUCAAAAAUGUCUUCUGAGUUUUGAUUACUUCAUCAUGCAGCAGCAGCCAGGGAAAAAUAAUAUUAAUCAGUAGUAACGUGUUUCACUUCCCAAUCCCCUGAUUCCUACAUAUCACCAAAUCAAGCAAAGCACUCAGAGACCCAGUUCCCUGUUCCUGUGACCAUGCGUCACUCAGAAAUACGUCAAAAGGAAAAUGUGGUUUCCAAUUCAUGUUGAGUUUAAGUCGAUGACCAUCAAAGAGAACUAACACGUGUGUUUGUGUGAGUGUGUCUGUCUGUGUUUGUCUCUGUGUGUUUGUGUUGGUGCAGGUAACGUUUAUUGGUGCCUUCUUGAAGUGUCAUGUACCAUCCAUUGCUGGUGCCAUUCGUAUCAUAGGCUAAUGACUUUGUCAUCUCUUUCUGGUGGAACCAUGAGUGUGUCAAUACUAAUAUGCUAAUGAAAUGAUUUUAUUUUCCUAACUCUGUGAAAUAAAUCAGUCCUAAGACUA